CAAUACAUAUCAAUCAUGUCAAUAUCUAAUCAGUUUAAAACUACCCCCCCCCCCUCCCCCAUUUGAUUAGAUAUCUAUGCCAUUCUAUGGAAAAGAUGUAUAUGCACAGUACAUUUUUUAUAGUGUUAAAGUGUUUUAAAUUUGAAAUUUACUUGUUGAAAUAAUCACACAUAUUUGAAAACAGUUUUUUUUAUUCAAGGAAUGAAUAACUGCUGUUUUAAACCCAUGCUUGAUCUCAAUUUUCUUAUCUGUUGUCAUUGAUAAAUUAUUGUUUUGAAAAUGAACAAAAACUCUGUUAAAGAACAGCAAAUGAACCAACCUUUUAAGGGAAAUUAAUGCAUCGAUACAUCAGCAUAAUGUUUGGAAUUUUACCAUUAAUAGGUGUUUGCAGAAGAUGUAUCGAGAAGCAUAAACACUGUUUCAAGAAUAAUGCAGAUAUGAAGGAGGAGUUGAAAGAAAUAUGCUGUUUAUUAGAGAGAACUACAGAUUCUGAAGCAAUGGAUGCUGGUGGAUCUUUUUCUCACCCAAGAGAGGACCAAGAGAAUGAAAGGCAACUGUUUGUGCCUGAAGACAGUAUGGAAAUAUCAGACACGGAUAGAAGAAUUGAUGCUCCAGAAAUUACCAAAAGCGAUAGUGCACCAUGCUCUCAGACAACAGAUUCGGAUUUUGAUCUUCUGUCAUCUCAGAAAACUGUGGGGUCUGAUUGGUCCAAAGAUGAAAGAUCACAGCGUGAAAUCUUUAAUGAAGCUAUGGAAUUAAUGUCAGAUGGAAAGUACUCCCCUUUAAAAUCACAGCCAUCAAUGAAUCUUGAUCAACUUCAGUAUUCAACGAGAAUGUACUACAUACGUCAAGCUCGUACUGCCUUCCAAUAUGUUUGUGAAAGCAUUGCACCAUCCCAGGGCUCCCUCUUGAUGAAGGAUGUCUUGGAAAGCAUAAAACCUAAAGAUCAGGAACCCAGACCUAAAGAUCCCCUCACAGAGACUGUUAUAGAAGCUUACCGAAAAGCUGAAGAUUACACAACUAAGAUACAGAUUUUGUCCAUAAUUGUGGGAAUGUACACCAAGUCAGAGCUUCAGACUUUUAUUGAAGGAUUGACCAUCUACAAAAUUGAUGCUGCAAGAAAGUACGCUUCAACACAUGGACCUGGACAGUAUGUAACUCCACCAAAAAUAUCCCGACUACGGCUUUCAAAGGAGAAAAUUCAUCACUUUAUUGAAUUCAUUUCUGCUCCGUGUUAUCUUCAAGUUGUUGGUUUUGGAUCAAAAAACUUGAAGUUAUCCUCAGGCCUUACAGUGAAAGUUCCAAAAAUGAUUAGAACAAUGAUUGCUUCUCGGCUUAUUACCGCAUAUGAAAACUACUGCAAGGAGAAUUCUCUAAUUUCUCCAUCCAGGGCAACUCUUUACAAAAUUAUCAAGGCAUGUGCAGCCUCCCAGCUUCAAUCUCUUCAUGGUUUGGACAACUUUGUUAAUGAUGGUCUAGAGGGCAUCGAUACCUUGAAGAGGAUUGUGUCAAAUCUUGCACUUCCAGAGAUUAGAAUAUCUGAACUUAAAGGGAAAAUUGACACUUUGAAGCUGCAUUUAAAGAGUGGGUUUAGAAGUCACAUCAGACCUGAAAGUGACUGUGCUCAACACUGUAUACAAUAUGCAUUGUCGGAAGAAGAGUGCCAGCAUGCUCACACUGGUACCUGUGAGUCUUGUGACAUCAUGUACAGUGUUAGAACCGAAAUUCAUGACUUAAUAGAGGGUACAAAUUUUCCAAGCAUCCAAGAAAGGGAAGAAGUUAAACAUGACUUUGGGGUGUCAGCAGAGAAAGUUUGGGCUUGGAGGGAUCAUUUAAUCAGGAAUGUUAAUCAGGACUUGUGUAAAAGGAACAUUCUCCAAAACUUGAAGUCACAUGAGGUGUUGAUAAUUGCCGAUUGGGCCAUGAAGUACUUGCCUCAGACUUUCCGUGAGACACAGAGUGAGUGGUUUGGGAAGCAGGGCAUUAGUUGGCACAUGAUUUGUGCUGUUAUCUGUCACCCACAUUCAGAUGACAUUGACAACAAUAACAAGUUUGACAUUAUUUCUAUGAUUCAUCUCAUUGAAGAAGGAAAGCAGGGUUGGCACUUGGUGAGUCAGAUCUUUGGUGAUGCUUUCCAGACAUUAAAGUCUCUUCAUCCACAUCUUAGGGAUGCAUAUAUUAGAUCAGAUAAUGCUGGAUGCUAUCAUGCAUUGCCAAUGCUGUCCUACCUGUGGAAAUUCCGUGAUGAGCUGCCAUUAUCUAUAAAGGAGUACAAUUUUAGCGAAGCUCAAUCAGGCAAGGACCUGUGUGACUCUAGGACUGGAACUUGCAGACUUCACAUGCUGAACUAUGUGAAUGAAGGUAAUGACAUCCUCAAUGCUAAACAGAUGAAGUUGGCACUUGAAAGUCAUGGUGGCAUCAGAAACACCUACAUCUCAGUAGUAGAUCUCUUAGCUGAACCCCAAACACCAGUGCUUUCUGGACAGCUCAAAUCCUUCCAGAUAUCACAGCAUAACAAUUUCAUUUUUCAAAACGAUGGAAUGAUGGCAUAUAAAGCAUAUGGCCUUAGAGGAAAGCUUAUUUCAGCAGAAGAUAUGACUAGAAUUUCAGAAAAGUUGCUAUUGAAAGAUGAGAACUUGGUCUUCUCUGGAGUGAAACAGCCAGACCCAAAGCCAACUACCAUUCAAGGAGUUAAACAACAGGACCAUUUUCCUUGCAUUGAUCCAGACUGCAUCAAAGUAUUUAGGAAAGAGAACCAACUUGUCCAACACCUUUCUGUCGGUCAGCAUGUCUAUGAUGAACAGCAGUUGGACACCCUUGAGGACAGGAGUAAAAGGCUUUGGUCAGCACAGUGCAGUGAACUUCGACUUAAUCAACAAAUUCUCUCAUCUGUCCCAGUGGUUUUUGAACAACCAACAAAUUUCUGUGAAAGCCAUGGCUACGCUCUAAAACGAAGAAAAAAGACAUCCCGCUUUUCUGGAAAGGUGAGAAAUUACCUCACUGCCUUGUUCAGAAAUGGAGAAGAGACGGGGAAAAAACCAAGUCCACACACAGCUUCUAGACAAAUGCGAUCUGAAACAGAUGGAGAGGGAAACAGAGUGUUUUCUCCAGAUGAAUGGCUCUCUCCUCAACAGAUUAGAAGCUUCUUUGGAAACUUAUGUUUGAAAAAGCAGAAAGUAUCCAACAUAGUGAAAGGCGAGGAAAGUGCAGAAAAUGAUGAAGAUCUUCAAAAUGUAAUCAGUGAUCUUGUUGCCGUUGAACGUAGCCAAGUAUUAUCCAGUAUUGUCUCUGAACUGACACUUGGUUAAGAAUAAUUUCGUAUAGGAAAUACUCUUUCACUUUAAAUGUGAGGGUGAUUACUUCUGAUAUCUGUUAUUCUUGAAAUGGUAUCCAAUUUACUGAUACUGUCACACUGGUGUAAAUGUAUACAUGUUGAUACUUUUAGUAUUGAUGUAUAGAAAAUCAGAAUUUGUCUUUUUAGUUAAGUUAUUGUUCAAACUCUUGCCAGCUAGAAUUUCAAUUUAAAGUUUCCAAUGAAGUAUCGCAGUCACUUGAUCAUAUUAUUUGGUUAAUUGUGAUACAUGCAUGAAUUGAUGAUGUUAGUCCUCUAAUAGCACUAUAUGUGUAUGAAUGAUGUAAGUCGUCUAAUAGUGCUACAGGUAUAAAUUGAUUAUGUUAGACUUCUAAUAGACAAACAUGUAAUAAAUAUGUAUCAAUUGAGGAUGUAAGCUAGAUAAUAACACUUCAUUAAUGUUUUGAUGAUAAAUUUUGUCUAAUGUCACUUGUCUGAAUUGAUGAUGUUAUUUGGCCAAUAGUGCUACAUGUAUGAAUGUUGGUUAGUAGGUCUACAUGUAUGAAUUGAUAAUUUUGUUUGUCUAAUAUAGUGCUACAAGAAUGAAUUGAUAAUGUAAGUUUGAUAAAAACAUUGAUGUUGUCAGUUCUUUAAUAGCAUUUCAUGUAUGAAUUAUGAUGUUAGUCCUCUAUUAACACUACAUGUACAUGAAUUGAUAAUGUUUGGACUAAUAGCUCUACGGGUAUGAAUUGAUUAUGUUAUUUGGCUAAUAGGGCUACAUGUAUAAAUUAAGGAUGUAUGCUAGAUAAUGGCAUUUUAUGAAUGAUUUGAUGAUAAAAGUUAUCGUAUAGCACUUGUGUGAAUGGAUGAUGUUACUUGGCUAGCUAAUUGUGCUAUAUGUUUGAAUUGAUGAUGUUUUUAGACUAAUGGUGCUACAUGUAUAAAUUGAUGAGGUUAUUUGGCUAACAGCGCUACAUCAAUUGGUGAUGUUAUUUGGCCAAUAGUGAAACGUACAUACAUAAAUUAAUGUUCAUAGUUGUCUAACAUUGCUAUAUGUUUAACUUGAUGAUGUUAUUUGGCAAAUAGUGCUUCAUGUAUGAAUUGAUGUUGUUUGGUUAUUAGUGCUACAUGUAUGAAUCGAUGAUGUUAUUUAGCUUUUAGUGCAACAUGUAUGAUGAUAAUAGUUGUCUAAUAGCACUACAUGUACGAAUUGAUGAUUUUAUGAUAGAUAAGUGCUACAUGUGUGAAUUGAUGUUGUUUGGUUAUUAAUGCUAACACAUGUAGUUGUCUAAUAGUGUUACAUGUAUGAAUUGAUUAUAGAUGUCUAAAAAGGCUACAUGUAUGAAUUAAAGAUUUGAUUUUACUAAUAGCACUACAUGUAUGAAUGGAUGUUGUUAUUUGGCCAAUAGUGAUACAUGUAUUAAUUGAUAAUAGUUGUCCAAUAGCGCUACAUGUAUAAAUUGAUGAUUUUAUUUGACUAAUAGCACUACAUGUAUUAUUGAUGUUGUUAUUUGGCUAAUAGGGACACAUGUAUUAAUUGGUGAUGAUAGCUUUCUUAAUUUAAAUUAAUUGAACAUCUCUAUCUAUUAUUCUUAAGUAACUGAAUAAUGAAUAUUUCAAUUCACAAAUUUUGUAUUUUUUAUUCUGAAAUUGAAAUUCUCUAUCUGAUAUUUUCAUUGAAGGUUGAAAUUUGUCUCUAUUGCAUAUUUUAUUGCAUAGCUUUGUAAAGAAUUGCUAGUCAUAUUUCAUUUUAAUAACUGGUCAGGAGUAAUUUGGUCUUUGUUUUUGCUCCAUUUGAAGCAAAGGCUCAUUUCAAGCAUUUCUUGUAAACAAGUGUUACAUGUAGGCAUUUUUGUUUUCAUAUCAGGUGGUUAUAUGUACUUUUUAACGUUCAUUAUUGUACCAAAUAAUCCAUGAAUAUUAAACAGGUUAUAUAUUAAGUUAAAAGAUUGUUAUUUGUUGUGUUUUUCUCAAA
Magallana angulata is the source of this 5267-nucleotide messenger RNA. RefSeq lists its product as uncharacterized. Lineage: Eukaryota; Metazoa; Mollusca; Bivalvia; Ostreida; Ostreidae. Bases 336 to 3308 code for a protein of 990 amino acids. The record is from RefSeq and is a predicted model, not a curated record. The transcript is spliced from 6 exons.